Molecule: messenger RNA, 1091 nt
Organism: Prunus persica (peach)
Lineage: Eukaryota; Viridiplantae; Streptophyta; Magnoliopsida; Rosales; Rosaceae
Product: 21 kDa protein
Exons: 1
Coding region: 295-897 (200 amino acids)
Biological process (GO): negative regulation of catalytic activity
Molecular function (GO): enzyme inhibitor activity
Source: RefSeq, a predicted model, not a curated record
AGCGUUAUUGAUAAUAUAACGUUCCCAUAUCACACAAUAUAACAUAGAUACCAAAAUCAUGAGGCAAAAAAUUCAUCUGCCCCAUUCACAUGUUUUUCACCAUUUCAAACCUAAACUUUCUGCUCAUCAGUCAUCACUCUCUCCUCCCCAUCUUAAUUGCCCUCACCAGCCUCUCGCCUUUGAAAAAAGUUUCCCAUUGCCAGUUGCCACCCAAGACCCGUUAUAAAAAACUCACCUCUCAAUUAACAUUUUCAUCACAUUCCUUCUUCCCAUUUUUGUUUUUCCAUUUUAGAGAUGAAAAUGGCAUGUUCCAAUUACGUUUUAGCAUUCAUUUUGCUUGCAGUAUGCCUGAUCAAUUCUGUCCAGUUGGUAUCUGGAAAUGGGAAUCAAAACAAUGUCCAAAAGGCUUGCAGUGUGACCAGAUAUCAAGACCUCUGCAUCCACUCACUUGCUUCAUUUUCAAGCUCGGCCAAGAGCAGCCCUAGCAGGUGGGCUAGAGCUGCGGUUUCAGUGACAUUAGGUGAGGCCAAGAGUGUGGCUCAGUACUUGCUAGCUCUGCAAAAGCACAGCGGCAUCAAUGGAAGGAGAAGCAGAGUUGCUCUGUCUGAUUGCAUUGAAUGCUUUCAAAACGCAAUCGACGAGCUUCACAAAUCACUUGGUGUUCUCAGGAGUCUAAGUCGAACGACUUUUGACACGCAAAUGGGUGACCUCAAUACGUGGCUGAGUGCUGCCCUUACCAAUGGAGACACUUGUUUGGAUGGCUUUGAGGGCCAGAGAGGAAGACAAGUCAAAUUGCUUCAAAACAAGGUCUUAAAAGCCACUCAUAUCACCAGCAAUGCUCUGGCUCUUGCCAACAAACUUGCCGCCACUGGCCUGGAAAGCCUCCCUCAUUCAUAGGAAGCUAGGGAGACAAAGUAUAGGCUCAGCCUAUGCACAUGCAUGACUAAUUGUGAGCCGUUGAUGUGUUGUGAGUCUCAAUAACACGUGAACGCGGAUUAAUAAACUUUAGCAUAACUUAAUAAUGAAAUGCAGUGUGAUUCAAAAUUGUGUAAAUUAAUGGUUUGUUCAAUUGUUGCAACUAGUUUAGUACC